AUGUCAUCAUCCUUUGAACCGGUCACGAUCAAAGGCCGUUACCUAUGGAAGGGCGAAAGCAGAUUCUUGGUGAAGGGAAUCGUAUACCAGGUGCAUCGUCGCGAAGAGCGCCGGAGAGACCCUCUGGCGGACGACCGGAUCGAGGCUUUGCGCAAGGAUAUCGACCUGUUCAAAGAACUCGGGCUGAAUACCAUCUUUACGUUUCACCACGACCCGGCCAAGAGCCAUGACGCCUCCAUGUCCCUCCUCGCAGAAGCCGGGAUCCACGUCCUGACUUGCCUCCACGACCCCUGGAACGUCAUCAACCGCUCCGCGCCGCUCGAGUCGUACACCCCGGCCCUGAUGGACAGGUUCUUCGCCGGCAUCGACAGCCUCUCGGCCUACCCCAACGUCCUGGGCGUCCUCGCCGGGCACGAGGUCAUCAACUCUCCGGAGUCGAGCGGCGCCGCGGGCGCCAUCCGGGCCGUGGUGCGCGACGUCAAGUGCUACAUGCGCAUGGCCGCGUCCGAGGCGUCGGGCGAGGGGCAGAGGGUGCUCCCCGUGGGGUACAGCCACUCGGCCGAGAUGAUGACGAGAAUGCCUACUUUCAAGUUCCUGUCUGCCGGGCCGGAAGAGGAGGCCGUUGAUUUCUUCUGCUUCAACGACUACAGCUGGAUCGGCAAGGCAUCCAUGCAGAUCUCAGGAUGGAAACGCAUGCCUAAUACUGAUCCAACGCCGGGGGGGCGUACACAUGCACAGGUCAAGCUCUUCUCCAACACCCACAUCCCCCUGUUCCUCUCCGAGUACGGCGGCAAGAUCAUCCAAGGCGGCCCGGAGGACGAGGAAGCGGACCCGCCCCGCAUCUUCCAGGAGACCACGGCGCUCUACUCGCCGGCCAUGACGCCCGUCUUCUCCGGCGGCAUCGCCUACGAGCUGCACUACGGGGCCAACAGGUACGGCAUCGUGCGCCCCGCUCCCGGCGGCGGCGGCGGCGGCGAAGAGGUCGAGCGCACCGAGGAGUUUCGGAAUCUCAAGCGCAGCCUGCGGCUAGGGUCCGCCUACGAGCCCAUCACGCUGGCGGAGUGGACGGGCGGCGGUGGCGGCGGCGGUGGCGGGGAGGCGCUCCGGGCGCCCGAGAUGCCGGCCAGGUCGGCGUCGUGGCAGGCCGACGCGGGCAGCGUGCCGGCGAGCCCCGUGGACUGGGAUGCCGUGCGGGCGCGGCUGGAGGACAGGGGGUGGAUCGAUGUGGUGGAGGACAUGAAGGAAAAGAUGGUCGAUGACCUCGUGGGCUCUGCCGGUGCGAGGAUCUCGACAGAGGAGAGAGCCGGCACGGUGGCAGAGGACGCUGGGGCAAAGGAAGGCAGACAAGGAAAAGACGAGAAGGCGGUCGAGGGAUCCGAGACUACGAUGCCGAUCAGAGAGAAGGAGCAGGCGUCGGGAGAGGCGGAGGAGGGGGAGAAAAGCUCGUUCCUCAAGCAUAUGGCCGAUGACCCGUGGUAG
This is a messenger RNA of Thyridium curvatum, 1479 nucleotides long. RefSeq lists its product as uncharacterized. Gene Ontology annotation, biological process: fungal-type cell wall (1->3)-beta-D-glucan biosynthetic process. The coding region runs from base 1 to 1479 and encodes 492 amino acids. Gene Ontology annotation, cellular component: cytoplasm; fungal-type cell wall. The transcript has 6 exons. The record is from RefSeq and is a predicted model, not a curated record. NCBI's taxonomy places the organism in Eukaryota, Fungi, Ascomycota, Sordariomycetes, Thyridiales, Thyridiaceae. Gene Ontology annotation, molecular function: 1,3-beta-glucanosyltransferase activity.